Helicoverpa armigera (cotton bollworm) is the source of this 1198-nucleotide messenger RNA. RefSeq names its product MYG1 exonuclease. Lineage: Eukaryota; Metazoa; Arthropoda; Insecta; Lepidoptera; Noctuidae. The coding region runs from base 77 to 1162 and encodes 361 amino acids. Gene Ontology annotation, cellular component: nucleus; cytoplasm. The transcript is spliced from 4 exons. The record is from RefSeq and is a predicted model, not a curated record.
AGUAACAAGUUUGUAAGUACAAGUACACGCACGCUUGCUCCCAGACCGUCCCGGCUGACAUUACUUUUUUGAGUAAAUGUUUAGAAAAGCUAUACGUAACUUUGGUAGUUUAAUUCACAAUUCGUCGCACAAUAACUUUGUUAGUCGGCGGUUUUUCUACGAGUCUAGAAAUAUGAAGAUCGGAACUCAUGAUGGUGUCUUCCACUGUGACGAAGUCCUGGCAUGUUACAUGCUCAAGCUGCUUCCAUUAUACAAAGAUGCCCUCAUCGUCCGUACUCGGGAUACAUCCAAGCUCGAUGAUUGUGACAUUGUUGUUGAUGUCGGUGCUGUCUUCGACCAUGCCAAGAAGCGGUACGAUCACCACCAGAGAGAAUUUAAUGAGACCCUGAGCACGCUGAGGCCUGAAUUUGGUGAUAAGUUUAAAAUCAAAUUGAGUUCUGCAGGCCUAGUGUACACUUACUAUGGAGAAGAUGUCAUAAAGCAACUGAUGCCGAGCAAUACUUCAUUGAACCCAUCUGAUUUGACUGUAAUCUAUAAAAAAGUAUAUCAGAAUUUCAUUGAAGAAAUAGAUGCUAUAGACAAUGGUGUACCGAUAGCCUCAGAGGAACCGAGGUACAAAAUACGCACCAAUCUAAGCAGUAGAGUGGCACGCUUGAACCCAGAGUGGAACUCCAAACAAGAUAUAAACAUAGAUGAAGUUUUUAAAAAAGCAAUGGCUUUAGUAAGUGAAGAAUUUCUAUACACAGUCAACUACUUUAUAACUGUAUGGUUGCCAGCUAGAGAAUAUGUCAGGGCAUCAUUAGACAACAGAUUUGAAGUUCACAAAUCUGGGGAGAUUGUCGAAUUCAAGGAGAGAUUUCCUUGGAAAGAACACUUGUUUGAUUUGGAAGAAGAAAUGAAUAUUGGGCAUGAAAUCAAGUAUGUUAUAUUCAAUGACAAGCCAAACUCUUGGAGAGUUCAAGCUGUACCUGUGAACCCUACAAGCUUUGUUACCAGGAAACCUCUACACAAAAGUUGGUGGGGUGUGAGGGAUGACAUUCUGAGUGAAGUCGCAGCUAUAGAAGGUUGUAUAUUCUGCCACAGUACCGGAUUCAUUGGUGGUAACACGUCGCGAGAUGGAGCUUUAAAAAUGGCCAUCUCAAGUCUAGAAGCGGAGGCAUAAACAUGUAUUUGUAUACAAUAAAUUUACUCACGAAUA